AUGGCCAAGACAAGCAUUGAUCUCAUCGACGAGGUCGACAUUUUCCCAUAUGUGGAGACAGACCCCAACGCAGUCACUGCAAUGAAUGCCGGACUCUAUACUUUAACAUGGGAAGAUGAUCAGGGCAUAUACCCAAUCGGCUACGUCCUUGAUCGUGUGGUAAAGGAGCUUCUUCAGGUGCCUGAAGAAAUCAGAGGAAAGAUGAAGUGCAAUGAAGAGGAGAGAACCAUCGCCUUGUUCCAAGAGUCUACUGAACAAGAGCGCACUCGCCGCGUUGCAGCUCUCGCCAACUACUGGCGUAAAAGGGGAACCUUCCCCCUUCUCCAUGGCUGGCGCAACGAGCUCUGGCCUGUCUAUGGACGUACUGGCGAGCUUCUAUUCAGUAUGGAACGAGCUGCAAUGGGGUUGAUCGGUACCAUGCGUUACGGCGUUCACAUGGUCGCGUAUGUCAAGGACGAUAAUGCACCUCAUGGAAUUCGUAUCUGGGUACCUACUCGUGCCAGGAACAAGUCGACUUUCCCUAGCAUGCUUGACAAUACUGUGGCAGGCGGUUUGAUGACUGGAGAGGACCCAUUUGAAUGCAUUGUACGAGAGGCUGACGAGGAGGCAAGUCUUCCCGAAGAGAUUGUCCGCAAGGGCGCUAAGUUUGUUGGCAACGUCACAUACAUAUACAUAACAGAUGAAGGGCAAGUUGGUGAGGGUGGCUUCAUUUACCCUGAGUGCCAAUGGGUAUAUCAUCUUGAGCUUUCUAACGAUGUGAUCCCGCAACCCAAGGACGGCGAAGCUGAGAGAUUUGACCUGUGCGACGUUGAGCAAGUCAAGGCAGAUCUAGUCAAAGGGCGUUUCAAGCCUAACUGUGCCCUCGUCACCCUCGAUUUCUUUAUUCGUUAUGGUAUCCUUACUGACGAAAACGAGCCUGAGAUUGAACAGAUCAAGCGGAGAGUGCGUCGCGAUAUCCCAUUCCCAGGUCCACAUCAAAGCAACUGGCGCCCACUAUGA
Messenger RNA from Fusarium sp. VM40, 999 nucleotides. NCBI's taxonomy places the organism in Eukaryota, Fungi, Ascomycota, Sordariomycetes, Hypocreales, Nectriaceae. The record is from the annotation of a GenBank genome assembly.